Molecule: messenger RNA, 1851 nt
Organism: Nymphaea colorata (pocket water lily)
Lineage: Eukaryota; Viridiplantae; Streptophyta; Magnoliopsida; Nymphaeales; Nymphaeaceae
Exons: 4
Coding region: 297-1646 (449 amino acids)
Biological process (GO): amino acid metabolic process
Cellular component (GO): cytoplasm
Molecular function (GO): aminoacylase activity
Source: RefSeq, a predicted model, not a curated record
UCAACCGGUGGUUGGUGGUCUGGCUGACCGGUAAUCUCCCAUUCCCGUAACAGAAGUAUAGCAUGCCAGAAACGGGGAGUUGAGGUUCCCCUCUGUGCUCCCAGCAAUUGAGCCUAUGGUUCCAUUCCUGUUGAGAAUACCUCGACCCACGACAUUACGACAAGAGCGGCUUACACAAUUCGAUCCGAAAAACAGGUGCCGAGGCAUUUAUCUACAGCAGACACCUGCUACGCACCACUGGUGGACGGACGCACUGGAUAGGCGUCAUCUUCCUGAUUCCUCUUCCUGCCACUUACAUGGCGUCCGGCACCUUCUUCGCCCUUCUCCUGCUUUCCUUCCUCCUACCGGAACCAUCAUCUUCGUCGUCGUCGUCGUCGGCGGCGGCGGCCAUCAUAUCUAGGUUCCAGGAGUACCUCCGGAUCAACACCUCGCAGCCCGCGCCCAACUACGCCGAUGCCGCAGCUUUCCUUCUCUCUCAGGCGGAGUCCAUCGGCCUCGAAUCCCAGACACUGGAGCUGUCUCCAGGGAAGCCUCUCGUCCUCCUCCGCUGGCCAGGCACCUCCCCGCACCUCCCCACAAUCCUUCUCAACUCACAUACCGACGUCGUCCCCUCCGAGCCCCAUAAGUGGCGACACCAUCCCUUUUCCGCGGCCCUCGACGCCAUGGGCAACAUCUAUGCCCGCGGCUCCCAAGACAUGAAGUGCGUCGGGAUGCAGUACCUCGAGGCGAUUCGCCGCCUCAAGGCCGCCGGGUUCACGCCCCGCCGCACCGUUUACCUCUCCUUCGUCCCCGACGAGGAGGUCGGCGGUCACGACGGAGUGGAGCUCUUCGCGGAGUCGGAGGUGUACCGGAGUAUGCACGUGGGUAUCGUUUUGGACGAAGGCUUGGCUUCUGAGACGGACGAAUACAGGGUUUUCUAUGGGGAGCGGUGCCCCUGGUGGAUGGCGAUCAAGGCGGUAGGGCCGCCUGGACACGGGUCGAAGCUCUACGAUGGCAGCGCCAUGGAAAACCUGCUGAAGAGCUUGGAGAGCAUAUCCAGGUUCAGGGAGUCACAGUUUCAGCUCAUCAAAGCGGGCCUUAGGGCGGAGGGCGAGGUGGUUUCUGUCAAUCCCGUCUUCCUGAAGGCGGGAACGCCGACACCCACUGGGUUCGUGAUGAACCUUCAACCAUCUGAAGCUGAGGCGGGUUUCGAUAUCCGUGUCCCACCUACUGCAGAUCCUGAAGAUCUUGAGAGGCGGAUUGCAGAAGAAUGGGCACCUUCUUCAAGGAACAUGACCUUCGAGCUCCGGCAGUUCAAGCAGAAGGUUCCAGUUUAUGACAAGUUUGGGAAUCCAGUAAUCACUAAAACAGACCGUUCGAACCCUUGGUGGAUGCUACUGGAUAGAGCAGUGAAGAAGGCAGAUGGAAAACUCAGAAAACCUGAGAUAUUUCCUGCAGCAACCGAUGCUCGUUAUUUCAGACAGAAGGGAGUACCAGCAAUUGGUUUCUCUCCCAUGGCAAACACGCCAAUAUUGCUACAUGACCAUAAUGAGUUCCUUAACAGGGGAGUGUAUCUAAAAGGAAUUAAGGUCUAUGAGGCCAUUAUUGAAGCAUAUGCAUCAUAUGAAGAACCAAUUGGGGAUGACGAAUCCUUGGCAGAGCUGUAAUGACAGAGACUCCGCAUACUCUUUCCAACGUUUCAAAAAUAAUUUACUUUUACUUGUUCUGCGAGGGUCACAGGGUUUGUGCAUUCUUACUGGCCGACAAAGAAAACUAAGGAUCGUCGCUGAACACUCUGUACUUUUAAAACAUAGAAUUCGGCUGAAGUUUGUACCUUUCAAUGUCUAGAUGAAGUGGCAUCUUUCUGUUUCA